AUGGAUUACGCUUGUAUUGGAACUCAUGACGAAGAUUCAGCCAUCUGUGAUUUUCUCCAUGGUAAAGAAAUUCUGGUUGUAAUCCUUCUCCUUAUCUUCUAUUUACCACUCAUACUAAUGAUUUGCUUCAAUGUUGGCACAUACCGUUUGGCUUUGGCUAGUUUAACACUUAAAAGGAGACGAUCUCGGUUGAAAACUAAAUUUAAUUAUAUCACAAAUGAUGAAAAUAGUGGAAUUAAUAAUGGUGUUGAUUUAGAUGGUAAUGAAAUGUCACGCUUUUCAGCUUUGAUGAUCCAACACAAGCUAUCUUUUACCCUAGGAUUAAUCAUGCUGGUCUUCAUAGUUUGUUGGGCGCCAUUUUUCAUUGUGUCCACAAUAAUUUGCCUUUGCUCUGAAUGUACACAAUUUUUAGCUCCAAUCCAUAAUUUUGCUAUCUGGUUGGGUGUUGUUAAUUCUGGCAUGAAUCCAAUAAUUCAUUUCAUCCUGAGUCGAAAAUUUCGGACAUCAAUAAAGUCACUUUUCUGUCUAACCAGUGCCUCAUCUAAAUCAUAUGUACCUCGUUUCUCCUCUGUAACCAGGUCUACCAACACAUCUAACGUUUUAUCUGGUAAAUUUAAAUCAUCGUCCAAUGGUAUUUGA
Molecule: messenger RNA, 639 nt
Organism: Tetranychus urticae (two-spotted spider mite)
Lineage: Eukaryota; Metazoa; Arthropoda; Arachnida; Trombidiformes; Tetranychidae
Source: RefSeq, a predicted model, not a curated record